UUCCGUUGCCUGACCCAAAUCGAAAUAAUCGCGUCCACGAUUCACGACUGAUCGUGAGCGACGCGUUGGUGAUUCGCGUAAACCACCGCCGCCACUUGACCUUGUCAACUACGACAUCCAUAGCCGUCCUGUCUCACCAUCAGUCUUGGACCCAAUUUGACCUGUCGGACUUAUCGCAUCGCACUCGAUCAUCGAAUCGAAGCGACUUCCGACAGACUUAUCUAGGCAUAUACGACUGGGUGUCUCCAUCCAUUGACAAACACUCGUCACUUUAAACAUGUCGCUGCUUCGGAGAGCGCAGCAGCAAAUCGCGCACACAUCCACGCUACCUGCUUUGGGCAACAAGGAUCUGAGGUCGCUGCAGGAUGUUAUCACCAACGAAAAGGAAUUCAUCAAGUCUGGUGCUCGUGCAGGCAGCGACUGGCAGCGAAGUGCGGAAUCGCUAAAGUCGUGGGGAGAGUCGGAAGGCGAGGAUCUGGCAGACAUUACGCAUAAGCUCUGCUCAUUGAUGGCGCACUACAAUUCUGCCAACACUCGCUUUGCCUCUCAUCUCGCCACCACACGUUUGCACUUCAAAGCUAUUCGCACUCGCGAGGAAGCGUUGGCCCAGCUCAAAAAUUCGAAAGCGCGAUUGGCUUCGAGAAUUGAAGGUCUGGAGAAGAAACUGGCAAAGAUGGGACCGGAGAACAAGGAGCUUAUGAAGACGACGACAGAUCUCAAAGAUCGAAGAAACGAGAUGGAGGUGAUGAGCAGAGAGCUGUUGGAAGAGGAAGCCAACAUAGGUGAUUUUAAGAGAAAGACGGUCAAGGAGGCUAGCGGCCUCAAGCUUGGAGGUCUACUCGAGUUUGCCGAGAAAAUUACUAUCAUUGCCGAGGUGGGCAAACUGAUGAUCGAGCAGAUUCCGCUCGAAACGACUACACCUGGACAGCAGCGUGCCCCCUACUAUGGGCAUGCGAAGACUGAACAACUGCUCUCCGAAGCCACGCAAUUUAUUGCAGAUGUCGGAUUUGCACCUGGCCCCUCGGACGGCCGACCGCCUCGCGGCAAUCAUCUGCCCGAUGAUAGCUUGGACGCAGGCAAUCCAUACAACGGUCAGGAUAAUGCAGACGUUGACCUAGCUAGAGAGGACAGUGAGACGGCGGACACAAACCCGUACAUCACAGGUGCUCAGCUCAACGGCACCCCAAUCUACGCAGCACAUGCUACACUACCGCCAUCCGGUGCCGAUGCAGCGCAUUGGAGUUCCGCGGACGCUCGGAACCAAGCGGAAGAUCAGCAUCAAUCGGGCAACAACUUUGACAAUUCUCACUUGCAAGCUGAUGCGCAGAACGUUUGGACUGAGGAGCGCAUUCAGACGCCUGUUGACGAGCGCGUGGGUCGUUGGCAACAGGAUAACGUAGCUCGUCCCAACGGCUCUGCUGCAGGCAGCAGGCAGAACAGUACUCAUGAUGUCAGAGCCAGUGCAGCGUAUGGAGGUAUCAGCUAUGGCGCGGACGAGGAUGGACCUGGAGAUACACAGCCUUCCGGGCCCAGACUAGGAUUGCAUGAUCCGAGUGGAGCUCCUGCCUCCUACUAUAGUCAGAGCGCUGCAGCCCCGGAAGCGUCGACUGGACCCAGGUUGGGUAUGCAUGAUCCGGAAUCAACGUACUACAGUCAUGCCCCGACCAUCGCGCCGCCACGCAUCUCCACUCCUGCAAACGGCUCUGCUCACAGCCACAAUCCGCCUACAAGCAGCUAUGCUGCUGCGCCGAGCUCGCCCGGGGCGAACCGGCAGUCAGCGACGCUCGCGUCCUUGAGCGCUGCAGCAGCGUCUUCGUCGGACUUUCAGCCUCCGUCCUUGCCCCCUGUGAGGACUUCUUCACCGUUCCGCUCCGGAGGGUACGAAGCGCCCGAAGGAGGCAGAAAGGUCAGCGCAGCAGCUUUCAGGAAAGGCUUCAAUCGCAACCCUUCUUCAAGCAACGUGGCUGCAAUGGGCAUUGGAUCUGGGGCUGCAGCGCAUGGUGAUCAGGGCACCUAUGGUAGUCAGGUGUCUAGCCCUGUCGUUGGCAACGAGGAAGGUGCUGAAGGUACCACUGCACCGCUAUCCAUUCGCAGAAGGAUGAGUUCGGGCCUAGGUCUGAACGUCACCGACCCCGUUCCUCCUUAUGCCGAUCAGUCUCACAACGGACCAGCCGGCUCAAAUGCACACCUGGCAUGAGCCAGCCUGCCCAAGGCCUUUAGCUCGCUGCCGUGCUUGCGACAAA
Ceraceosorus guamensis is the source of this 2243-nucleotide messenger RNA. RefSeq lists its product as hypothetical. Gene Ontology annotation, molecular function: lipid binding. The transcript has 3 exons. Gene Ontology annotation, biological process: endocytosis; eisosome assembly; negative regulation of protein kinase activity. Gene Ontology annotation, cellular component: eisosome filament; plasma membrane. Lineage: Eukaryota; Fungi; Basidiomycota; Exobasidiomycetes; Ceraceosorales; Ceraceosoraceae. The coding region runs from base 278 to 2197 and encodes 639 amino acids. The record is from RefSeq and is a predicted model, not a curated record.